AAGGAGAGAGGCGGGGGAGGGGGAAAGAAGGCAAGGCUUCCACUGCGCCUGCGCCAGCCCCUCAGUGCGCCUGCGCGCCGCGGCGCCCGAGUGCAGUGAAAUUCCGUGAAGAGGGGGGGGUUUGAAGAAGAGGAAAAGGAGACAAAUUGUAAUUAAAAAAAUAAAUUAAGAAGAAGAAGAAGGUGGUGGGAGAAGGUGAAGCCUGAGGGGAGAGGCUCGGGAGGGGGGCGAGGGAGGGCCGGCCGUCGCCUUUCCCCUCAGAGAAGUCUCCUCAGGAGGGGCUCCUCGCGCCUCCCCCCUCGAGGCGCUGCUGUGGCGGCGGCGGAGGCCCUCGGCGGAGGGGGGCUCGGCGUGAGGCGGAGGAGGGACAGCGGGGGUCGCCGGCGGGCUCCAGCCCGGCCAUAGAGGCCGGAGGAGGAGGAAGAAGAAGAGGAGGAAGAGGAGGAGGAGGAGGGAAAGGAGCGGGAGCUGCCGUCGCCGCCGCCGCCCCAGCCCGCCUCCCUCCCCGGGCACCGGCGGGGAGAAUGACGGAGCUCCAGUCCGCGCUGCUACUGCGGAGACAGCUGGCAGAGCUUAACAAAAACCCCGUAGAAGGCUUCUCAGCAGGCUUGAUAGAUGACAAUGAUCUCUACCGAUGGGAAGUCCUCAUUAUUGGUCCUCCAGAUACAUUGUAUGAAGGCGGUGUCUUCAAGGCUCACCUUACCUUCCCAAAGGACUACCCCCUCAGGCCGCCAAAAAUGAAAUUUAUCACAGAAAUAUGGCAUCCAAAUGUUGACAAAAAUGGUGAUGUCUGUAUUUCCAUCCUUCAUGAGCCUGGUGAAGACAAGUAUGGCUAUGAGAAACCUGAAGAACGCUGGCUUCCCAUCCAUACUGUGGAAACCAUAAUGAUUAGUGUAAUUUCUAUGCUGGCAGACCCCAACGGCGACUCUCCUGCUAACGUUGAUGCAGCGGUCUCCAAUGAGGAAACAUGGCACUGUUUUCCCUGCACUCUCUCCACCUACUGCUGGACUUCUGUUUAUACCAAGUUGGCAGACACUGGCUGGAACUGGGCUGCAAUAAAACUCGCCAGUCAUUCAUGCUGACAAAGCGCCUAACAAGUGCCAACAAGGAUUUGCGCAUUUUGAAAACUAAUGGAACUGCUUUAACCUUCAGGAAGAAUUGUAAAGAUGUGUACAUAGCACAACAUGAUCCGGAUAAUAUAUAUACUGUUCAUGUACAUCCACAGAUACACAUUGUACCAAAUAAUGCUGUCUUGUAGUUAGAAUAAGAAUCGUGUAAAUUCUAAAAGAUUUUUAGCAGGUUCUCCUUCUUCUCUCCCCCAGCCCUCCCCAAUUCAUGUUUUUCUUACAAGUCUUUAAAAACUUCUCGUGAAGCAUGUCAGACUAAAACAAAUUAGGAUUUAAAAAUAAAUUCCGUUUUAACGCCUUUUCUUUUCUGCCAUUGAAGCUUCAUUUAAAUCUUUAACUUUAAUAAAGUUCAAUACCUUUGUAACUCUUCCCCUUAACUUUUUUUGUUCCAGAUAACAUUAAUUAAAAAAACAACAACACUGAGAAUCUGUUCCUUGAUUCGAAUGAAUGACUUGAGCACCAUCACCAGGAGGUGCGCUUCUUUCCCUGUGUUGUGACCCAGCUGUGUUCAUCUUCUGGCUUCAAUGCAGCAAUAAGAUUUACAGCUGUGGAGCACCUUUAAGCCUGAUCUUUCUGCUCCCCCUUUCCCUAAGGGCUGCGAGCAUUUUGCUUUGGAAGUGGUCAGCUAAGUAAGUUAGCCCAGUAUAGGUUGAACUGCUUUUUUUUUUUUAAUUUCUUGCCUGGUUUGAAGUUGGAUAAAUAAAGGCAUGCAAGAACUGUA
Molecule: messenger RNA, 1848 nt
Organism: Pogona vitticeps (central bearded dragon)
Lineage: Eukaryota; Metazoa; Chordata; Lepidosauria; Squamata; Agamidae
Source: RefSeq, a predicted model, not a curated record